GAGUCACAUACGGAGUUUGAAAUACCCGGUGUGGCCAUUGGCAGGCAAUGCUUUGGGCAAGUGUCUCGCCAGGGCAUUCAUUGUGUGUUCUCUGAUAGGGUGACAUAUUUUUUACUCCACAAUGUGCGACAGACAAUCAGCCAUUAAAAAGGAACUCGUGAACUAUGUUCCAACCGAAGCAGACAGAACGGUUAUUCGGUCCGCCAUUUUCCAAUUUGUCACUAUCGCCACUUUGGGCGCUGCCUCACUUGGUAUGUCAGCUCGUCUCUGGGCUAAAUCGCGGCCGUUGCCGAAACGUCGAACGGGCAUUCCAACCAUUCUGGGCUUUUUUACCGGUUUGGCGUUAGGGGCAUUCCUUGGAGCCGAUCGCGGCAUGCAAAAGAUGCGUGAAGGGUUACCGCCUGAUUCACGGUUAUUGUCGAUUAUCCAUGAAGUGGAUGCGGCAAAAGAAUUUUACAGGACACAUCCACGCGAAAGCAGUCAAGCAGAGGAAGAUGACUUUGCAAGAACUCUCGCCAAAGAAGAACAAGCCGCUCGAGAACAGCUAGAAAAUAACGUGCAAUAAAAAAACUAUCAACUUUUU
Molecule: messenger RNA, 583 nt
Organism: Radiomyces spectabilis
Lineage: Eukaryota; Fungi; Mucoromycota; Mucoromycetes; Mucorales; Radiomycetaceae
Exons: 4
Coding region: 122-565 (147 amino acids)
Source: RefSeq, a predicted model, not a curated record